Molecule: messenger RNA, 3211 nt
Organism: Drosophila rhopaloa
Lineage: Eukaryota; Metazoa; Arthropoda; Insecta; Diptera; Drosophilidae
Product: protein GSKIP homolog
Exons: 3
Coding region: 2729-3082 (117 amino acids)
Biological process (GO): regulation of canonical Wnt signaling pathway
Cellular component (GO): cytoplasm
Molecular function (GO): kinase regulator activity; protein kinase A binding
Source: RefSeq, a predicted model, not a curated record
GUGUGGGGGCCACUAAUUAAUUUAAUACUCCGCCCUGCUGCGCCACGUGAUCUACAUGCAAGUCGAACAAAAUUGUAAAUUGUGCGAACAUUAACUUAAAUUUAGACUUCAUUCAAAAAAAUGACAAAAUGACAGAAUCGUUUUAUUUUUCACCCAGUCAGUUGCUCGCUGACUUUGCUUAAAUUUAUCGCGAUUUUUGGGCAAGAGACAUUGAACUCAAAAGUGUGUGAAGGCAUUUUAUUUGUUUCUUUUUUGUUUCGGUUUCUGUUUCUGUUUCUGUUUAAGGCGUGGGCGGUCGGCAAUGAAAUGCAAAUGCUGGCUAAAUAAAUGAGCGGGGAAAUAUGUUAAUUGGAACAUUGACAGCUAAGUGAUUUUCUCGGUUGGUAUUCAAUUACUCUGCUUUCGUCUCGUUUUUAUUCGAACAAUUGUGUGUAUGUAUUGUCUUUUGGCUUUAAGCGGAUAACUAAGGAAAUUCAACAAAAAGCAUGAAAACAGCUCAAUUGUCGACACACCCACUCAACGCCUUUCACACCUCUUGAAAGCGAACUGCGCGAAAAUAGUGUAGGUAAAAGGAAGGAAAAUUCCAUUUUAGCGCGAAAAAAAGAAAGCCAUGAAAUGUGCAAUCGCCAUAAAAAAAAGUGCAACUGUCAACGGAACACAAAAAACUUUGUUGUUUACAAUUUGCCGUUGUUGCAGCAGCAGCACACUGCGCUUGCAAAAUAUUGAAUUCAAUUUAAAGCGCAAGAGGCGUUCAUAAAUCUCCGACAAUUGUGAGCAAAGGAGCGGGAGAAAGGCCCACAGGGCAGGGAAUCGGUGAAAGAGUUAAAGUCGGAUUAUGGUCAUGCACUCCCUUCCCAUCCACUUAUUGUCCGCCGUCGCCUUCUCAUCCGCUCACUCAUUUAUUCCUUUUGAUUGCAGUCGUGCGGGGGAAAUGGAAACGCAGGGGGAGAUCGUAAACUGUCAGCGCAAUUAAAAUAAAUUGAAACUGAACUUUCGCACACACAGUGAGAAAUAUUUUAUACUCUUAAUGAACCCAAUUUCCUAUCAGCAAUAUCGGUAACUCUUGCUUUUUCGGCUCAAUCUCAUAUCACAAUAGAAAUAAUAGCAUGAAGGUUUAAUUUGUAUUAUAUUCAAACUUCUUGAACUUAUCAAAAAGUUACCUUUCUGACUUAAAGAAAAUAAAGGUUGUCUAUUUCAUGAUCAUGAUGAAACCCUCAAUCAACUUUUAUAUCUGUAAUACAGAUUCUGUAUCUUGAAAACCAUCAACUUGAUUACCUUAUGCAAAAUAUUGGCAACUAAAGCUAUACAAAUUGAAUAAAUAAUUUUGUUUUCCUCCGUGUGAAUAUGAAAUUUAAGAAAACUUUUCCCGCCCAGCUGUCGCAUAAUUCAUCAACUAUUUAGGCGGCAACAGAAGGAAAAUUGAAGAAAAAUUUGCGUGUGUGUUGCAAAAAGUUUUUCAUUUUUAGCAUCUUGAUUGUUGGGCGACGGGGGGGGGGAAUGGAAGGUGGAGCGGAGCGGAGCGCAGGAACUUUGCCUGGUAGCCGGGACAGAAAACGGUUUGCCUGCCAUGGCCAUGGGCAACUAAAUGAACGUUCCACAGUCUUCGGUCUUCAGUCCUUGGUCCGCUGUCCGUAGUCUGUCCCUUUCGGUCCGUUCCGUCCGUCGACCAACCCAUCUCUUUCCCCCGCCCCGUCGCCCGUCUCUUUCUGUUCGCUUACCUUCCUUCUCAGCUCGUAUCUCAAAUUGUUCAACUUCAUCAGCAAAAAAGUAAGGGAAAAGAUGCUGCUGCCGUGGAUUGUCGAUGUGAUGGGGUGUACUGUAAAAAAUUAAGAUUAUUUUGAAGAUUUCAUUACAAUGAUCUAUAUCUUUUUGCUAUAAUAAAUUUUGCUCGAAAUGACUAUUUUUGGGGUUUAAUCCUGUUCAAGAGUAUGCAAAUAUAAAAACUAUCAAAAUUUCCAUUUAAUCAUAAAAAAAACUUAAUCUAAUAACUUUUAUAAAUUGUCAAACUAAGAUUUUCUGUUAUGCAACAAUGUCAUCCGCUUUUGAAAGAACAAUUUUGUUCUGUGUAUCAAAUCACACCAAGUCAGGCUACCCCUUAUCCCCUACAUAUCUCCCAUGUCCUCUUCUCACUCCUCAUUCGAUUGUCAUGAGUCUGAGCCCGAGACUCUUUGCUUUUGUCCUUUUUGUUUUCCAGCGGCAGCAGGCAGCAUCAGGCGACUAAGACCCCGAGGACCCAGAGCACUUGAGCUUGGUUUCUGAGUCGGGGAAGUCAAGGAAGAUACUCGUACAGUAAGGGACCGAAAUAGGGAAAGGGAAAGGGAAAGGAGUGGAGGGUUUCAGAGGAGCCGCACGAGGAGUUAAGCGGAUGCAUAAUACAAAAAAUGUCUUGAAAACGAGAAGGGAAUGUUGUACAUUAGGGACUCGAUACUUUUAAUACCCUUCAGCUUAAAAGGUUAUACAAAAUAUAUUUAAAUGGGAUUACUUUGGGUUAAUUUGAAGUAAUAAUUAUGUGUUUGUUCCCGAUUGAAACCUUAAUAUAGUAUUAUGGACUUGAUCUUUGGUCAACGAAAUUGUCUUUAAGUGACAAGAAGUUGCUAAGAUGUAAAUGUCAUAGUAAAGUAACCAAGUGUAAUGAAAAAGGGCAGUUAAACCUUAUGAAACUAUUUCUGUUAAUCUGUCAAUGUCCCUAGUUUGUUAGGUCAAAAUUAAAAUUCAAAGAGCUGCCGAAAUGGCUUUCGUCCAGAGUGACGAAAACGACUUCCACGCCCUCCGGGAGGCGCAACGAAUGGUGGACUCUUGCCAGGAGUUUGCGGACCACUUGAUCGUGGCCGAAUUCCUGCCCCAUUGUCGCUGGGUGGCCUACAUCAAUAUUCGCACCCUCGAGCAGGUCAUCUAUUGUGUGGAACUAAGUCGCGCUGGCUAUCGGAUUGUGGCCUAUGACUUUGAUAACGUGGCCGAUGAGGUGGCCAAUUGUGACACUGUCUAUGACUCUGCCCACCAGCUGUUGGCCGGCAUAAGUCCAUUGUAUGGAGAGAAGUAUGGCUUUGGACGGGAGCCUCUCAAGAAAAGAAAGGAGCAGUAGUCGCAAAUGGGCGUGGCAUGUGAAGAAUUUGUCUGCUAAUUGCUAAUUGCCGCCCCAAAAAGUGAUAAUUAAGCGUUUUGCAGGUAAAUGACUUGAUUGCAAUAAUAAAGCCCGGGGCAGUGAGUUGGA